This is a messenger RNA of Penicillium cosmopolitanum, 1911 nucleotides long. RefSeq names its product Sorting nexin-41. NCBI's taxonomy places the organism in Eukaryota, Fungi, Ascomycota, Eurotiomycetes, Eurotiales, Aspergillaceae. Gene Ontology annotation, biological process: retrograde transport, endosome to Golgi. Bases 1 to 1911 code for a protein of 636 amino acids. The record is from RefSeq and is a predicted model, not a curated record. Gene Ontology annotation, molecular function: phosphatidylinositol binding. The transcript has 6 exons.
AUGUGGAACGACGAAGACAACAACCCCUACGGGGCUUUCGACCAACAUGAAGCCCACCUGUCGGACUCGUUACAUUCUACUGCCCUCUCCGCUCCAAUCUACGAACAUGACUCCACUCCACCUUCAAGCCGCGACUCUAAUAUAGAUCCCCCUGACUUCAUCUCCCAAGCCGAUGAUCUCAGCGAUCCCGAGGAAGCCGACUAUGGCGCUGCCAGUCAACAAUACCCCCGAAAGAGUGCCUACGACAGCCGCAUCGAGCAGAUCCUCUACGAGAACCACGACAUGCCCAUUAUGAUUGUAGACGCGGGAAAAAAUCAUGAAGGUGGUGGAAGCUUCAUUGUUUACACGAUUCGGACCGCAGAUAUCGAAGUACGACGCAGAUAUUCCGAAUUCGCAUCUCUACGACAGACCCUGGUCAACCUCCAUCCGACCCUCAUUGUUCCUCCGAUCCCCGAAAAGCACAGUAUGGCGGACUACGCCGCCAAACCCACCAAGGCUAAAGAGGACACCGCCAUUAUCGAACUGCGCAAGCGCAUGCUAGCAGUGUUCCUGAACCGGUGUCGCCGGAUGAAAGAGAUCCGCGAAGAUGGCGUUUGGUGGCGGUUCCUGGACCCCAACGUGAGCUGGAACGAGGUCCUUCAUUCCCAUCCCGCCUCUUCAGUGCCGAAAAAUAAUCUCAAGGCCCCUCCCCUCGACCCUGCAAACCCGACACAAGCUCAUGGCUGGUUACCUGUCCCCUCUUCUUCUGCGAAACUGAAGCACGGCGGCGGCGGGGUGCCACCGUCCCCUGGCGGAGGCGCAGGAUCGCCCCCAUCUCCGAACGAACAGACCGAUGGACCUCCAAUUCCCAACCCGGGCCAGGAGAUCCUCGGUAGAUUUCCUCCGGAAUCGCGCAAACUGAGUGAACAGGAACUGGACCCGUAUUUUGUGAACUUUGAGGCAUCGACGCGAGAGCUAGAAUUGCUCCUGCAAGGGAAUAUCGAGAAAGUGAACCGCCGUACCUUGUCCCACCUGUCAUCCCUCUCAUCUGAUCUUAUGGAGUUGGGAGCUCGUUACAAUGGCUUUUCGCUGUCUGAACAAUCGCCCACCGUUGCAGCGGCUAUUGAGCGGAUUGGACAAGCAGCCGACACUUCUUACAUAGAGACCGAGGAGCUGUCCAAUGCGCUGAGUGCCCAUUUCGCCGAGCCUAUGCGCGAGAGUGCCCAGUUUGCCAGUGUAGUCCGCGGUGUAUUACGGUAUCGUGUGCUCAAACGGGUACAGGAAGACAUGACACGGGACGAAUUGGCCAAAAAGAAAACACUACUGGAUUCCCUGGAGCGGAGCGAGCUCGAGGCGCAGAGAAUUGAGCAAUACCUAAACCGCACCACGCCCCAAUCUACCGGUAACACACCCCGCCGCUCCCUGUCCACCUCAUCUGCUGGCAGUAGUGAAGGCGGAGGUGCUAUGGAGGCCUCGACCGAUUCGGAAUUCCCUCCCACUCAUGGCGAACCCAUCGCCUCCUCGACUGGAUCUCCGAGCCCUGGACAGAGGCGACCGGACGCAUCACAAACAUCCCCUGCUCACAGAAAGACCUCCAGCGGGAGCUUCAUGUCGAACAAGCUGUUUGGUCGCAUCAGUCAUGCAAUUCACGGGUUCGCGGAUGUGGAUCCUGAACGGACGCGUCGCGAUCAGAUCGGAAAGACCAAAGAGAGUCUCAUUCAGCUCGAGCAAGCACUGGAGGUGUCAGACAAGGAUGUCAAGGACGCUAGCGCGGGGGUGUUACAGGAUCUGCGACGCUUCCAGAAGGACAAGGAAGUUGAUCUGCAGCGGUAUAUGGUCGCAUAUGCCCGCUGUCAUCUGGAUUGGGCGCGGAAGAAUCUCGAGACGUGGACUGAAGCCAAGGACGAGGUGGAUAAGAUUGUUGCGCGGUAG